UUCUUCAUAGCCCAAGACACCCUCUCUCUCUCUCUCUCUCUCUCUCUCUCUUCCAAUCCGUCCACCAAACAGUCCUCCAAUGGCCGGUUCCUCUCUCUUUCUCUCUCUAACCCUCGUCUACCUCCUCGCCUUCCUCCCUGCCCCUUCCCUCUCGGACCCUAACCCUAAUCCUAACCCUAGCCCUAGCCCCAGCCCCCCCACCGUCCACGAGCUCCUCCCCAAGUUCGGCCUCCCCAGCGGGUUGCUCCCCGACUCCGUCCGAUCGUACAACCUCUCCAACGACGGCCAGUUCUCCGUCGUCCUUGACAAGCCCUGCUACGUCCAGUUCGACUACCUGGUCUACUACGACCGGCUGGUCACCGGGAAGCUCAGCUACGGCUCCAUCACCGACCUGAAGGGGAUCCAGGUGCAGAGGUUCCUCUUCUGGCUUGACGUCGACGAGAUCAGGGUCGACCUCCCCCCCUCCGAUUCCAUCUACUUCCAGGUGGGGAUCAUCAACAAGAAGCUGGACGUGGAUCAGUUCAAGACCGUCCGCUCCUGCCGGGACAAGGUCUCCGGUUCGUGCGGCGGGUCGUGGAAGCGAGGUUUCGAGCUUUCCACCCUGGUGGAUGAUGAUGUUCAGAUGCUAAUCACAGAGUAGGCAUCCCCAGAUAUUUUUGGGAUACCUAUGGUGGAUCAUGAAUUCGAACUUUCCGGCUGUGAACCGCAUCAUUUUCAGGCCUCUACGACCAAGGGGCUUAUACAGAUAGAAUAUCAACAAAGUUGAUUAGGUGUGUGUUACCGUGAGGAUGGACUAUGUAUUAAGUAAAGUGUUCCCGUAUCUCAAUUUCGACUUCUCUAGCCGGGGAUGAAGUGUUCUCCCGCGAGUGUCGAGAUGAACAAUGCAAAACAUGCUGGUGGCAAAGGCCUACAAAGGCCUUUGGCCAUGACAAGGAUGAUGUCUUUGUAUCUGGUCAAUUGUUCAGUCAGAUAAAUGGAUGGAAUUUAAAUGCCAAUUAGCGAUGUUUAGUUUGCUAUGUAAUUGCUAGAUGCCAGAAACA
This is a messenger RNA of Rhodamnia argentea, 1040 nucleotides long. RefSeq lists its product as uncharacterized. NCBI's taxonomy places the organism in Eukaryota, Viridiplantae, Streptophyta, Magnoliopsida, Myrtales, Myrtaceae. The record is from RefSeq and is a predicted model, not a curated record. The transcript has 3 exons. The coding region runs from base 80 to 640 and encodes 186 amino acids.